UCACACACCACAGCAGGCGGUGCUGAGCAGCUUUGUGGCUCGUGAAGUAGUUUGGUGCUGGAAGUGUGACAGGGCCAUUUCGAGCAGACCAGGAGCAACGACAUGGCACUAAACUUGACUUUCAACAGCAGCAACCCACCUCUAGGGGCGCUGUUGACUGCUGAACAUGUGAAGGGCAGCGUCAAUCUCUCUGUGGAGGAGGGCAAAGACACCUUGCUCCAUGUCUCUGAUCAGGUGCAGUUCAGCGACGUGAACUCCAUCACUCGAUAUCUUGCCCGAGUGGCUCCAGCUUUGGGACUGUACGGCUCUAACAUGAUGGAGCAAACUGAGGUUGAUCACUGGCUAGAGUUCAGUGCCCGUCGUCUUUGUGGUCAGUCGGAUCUCUCUUCUGCUCUGGCUGAUCUGGAUAAAGCUCUGGCUUUGAGAACUUUCCUGGUUGGUCACAGUGUGACUCUGGCUGACCUCUGCAUCUGGGCUGCUCUCAAAGGAAAUGGCGAGUCACAGGCCAAGCCAAACUCCCACCCGCAUCUGUGUCGCUGGUUUUCGUUCUUGAGCUCUCAGGUGCCAUUCAGUUCUGUGGGUAGUAAAUGGGCCAGCAAGGUGUCCACCAGCAAAGCUGCUUCUGUAGAGAAAGAUAAAAAGCAGGAUGUGGGAAAGUUUGUGGAGCUCCCCGGUGCUGAGAUUGGCAAAGUAGUGGUGCGCUUUCCUCCUGAGGCUAGUGGAUACCUGCACAUUGGUCAUGCCAAGGCAGCUCUACUCAACCAGCAUUAUCAGGUCACUUUCAAGGGCAAGCUGAUCAUGCGUUUUGAUGAUACCAACCCCGAGAAGGAGAAAGAGGACUUUGAGAAAGUCAUCUUGGAGGACGUAGCCAUGUUGCAGAUCAAACCAGAUCAGUUCACCUACACAAGCGAUCACUUCCCCACUAUCCUGCGCAUGGGAGAGAAACUGGUACAGGAGGGCAAGGCCUACAUAGAUGACACUCCACCGGACCUCAUGAAACAAGAGAGAGAGCAAAGGGCUGAGUCUCGCAACCGCAACAACUCUGUGGAGAAGAACAUGCAGAUGUGGGAGGAGAUGAAGAAAGGCACAGAGUUUGGCCAGACCUGCUGCAUGAGGGCGAAGAUUGACAUGAAUUCUAACAACGGAUGCUUGCGAGACCCUGCGCUUUUCAGAUGCAAGAACGCUGCUCAUCCUCGCACCGGCACCACUUAUAAAGUGUACCCCACAUAUGACUUUGCGUGCCCCAUUGUGGACAGUAUUGAGGGGGUGACGCACGCCUUGCGUACCACCGAGUAUCACGACAGAGACGAGCAGUUCUACUGGGUAAUAGAGGCCCUCGGUCUCCGUAAACCCUACAUCUGGGAGUAUGCCAGGCUCAAUCUGAACAAUACUGUACUCUCCAAGAGGAAACUCACUUGGUUUGUCGACAAGGGCUAUGUGGACGGCUGGGAUGACCCCCGUUUCCCCACAGUCAGAGGAGUCCUGCGGAGAGGAAUGACUGUCGAUGGACUCAAGCAAUUCAUUGCAGCUCAGGGAGGUUCCAGAUCUGUAGUCAAUAUGGAGUGGGACAAAAUCUGGGCAUUCAACAAGAAGGUCAUUGAUCCAGUAGCCCCAAGAUUCACCGCCCUGCUAAGCUCACAGGUGAUUCCAGUCUGUGUUUCUGAUGCUAAGGAGACGAUGAAAGAGGUUCCCAAACAUCCAAAGAAUGCAGAUGUGGGACUGAAGCAGGUGUGGUAUGGACCGAAGGUGUUUAUCGAGGGCGCUGAUGCUGAAACUUUUACUGAGGGCGAGAUUGUCACCUUUAUCAACUGGGGAAACAUCAUCAUCACCAAAAUCCAUCGGGACAGCAGUGGGGCCAUCUCGUCUCUGGACGGCCGUCUGAACCUGGAGAACACCGAUUAUAAAAAGACCACCAAGAUCACCUGGCUCGCUGAAUCCAGCCGUGCCUCCUUCGUGCCUGCUGUGUGUGUCAACUACCAGCACCUCAUUACUAAACCAGUCCUGGGCAAGGAUGACGAUUUCAAGGAUUACAUCAACAAGAACAGCAAGGUAGAGGAAAAAAUGAUAGGAGACCCCUGCCUGAAAGACUUGAAGAAAGGAGACAUCAUACAGCUGCAAAGACGGGGUUUCUAUAUCUGUGAUCAGCCUUACGAGCCAAUAAGCCCUCACAGCUGCAGGGAGAGUCCCUGUGUCCUGCUUUACAUCCCAGAUGGACACACGAAAGAGAUGCCCACUGCUGGCUCCAAAGACAAGAGCAAGAGUCAGACAACCAAACCUGUGAAAGCUGAACCUGCUCCUCCAAGCAAAGCGAAGUCCGCUUCUGCCUCCAGCACCACACCAUCCGCUCCUGGAGAUGCUUCUGCUGUAUUGUCCAGCAUCGUGGCUCAGGGAGACACAGUUCGACAGCUCAAGACAGACAAGGCUCCUAAAGAGCAAGUGGAUGCCGCUGUAAAGCAGCUCUUGGCAUUGAAGUCGGAGUUCAAACUGCUGACCGGACAGGAGUACAAACCUGGCAUGACCCUGCCUGCUUCUGCCCCAGUGCAGAAAAGUUCUGCCCCGACUGUUUCGGCAGCUCCUGCCUCCACUGGAUGUCCGUUCACGCGUGUUUCUGAGCAGGGCGAGCUGGUGCGAAAACUGAAGGCUGAAAAAGCACCCAAGGAGCAAAUAGAUGCCGCAGUGAAACAGCUCCUGGCAUUUAAAGCUGAGUUUAAACAGCUCACUGGUCAAGACUACAAACCAGGCAUGGCUCCUCCCACAGCAUCUCCCCCAAAGCCUGCCCCUUCAUCUGACUCCUCCCCUGCUGGCAUUUAUGAGCGUGUGUCUGAACAGGGGGAGCUGGUCAGAAAACUAAAAGCAGAGAAAGCACCAAAAGACCAGGUUGAUGCCGCAGUGAAGCAGCUUUUGGCUCUGAAGGCUGAAUAUAAGCAGGUGACAGGGCAGGACUAUAAACCUGGAGUUCCUCCUGCUACUGCUUCUCCAGCAUCAUCAUCUCCAGCUCAGCUUACUGUUGCUUCCACCCCUGCAGCGUCUGCCCCAUCAGACAGCUCUCCUCAAGCCAUUUAUGACCGUGUCUCGCAACAAGGAGACCUAGUGAGGAAACUGAAAACGGAAAAGGCAUCCAAGGAUCAAGUAGAUGCAGCUGUAAAACAGUUGCUGAGCCUUAAAGCUGAGUACAAACAGCAAACCGGACAGGAGUACAAACCAGGUGCACCUCCUUUAUCUGGUCCCGCCCCUGCACAGUCUAACCCCGCCCCGCCUCAAUCUAGCUCCUCCCAGCCUCAGUCCAGCUCUUCCCCUCAGGCUCAAGCGCUGUUUGCUGAUAUAGCCCAGCAGGGGGAGCAAGUGAGACGACUUAAAACCGAGAAAGCACCUAAGGAGCAGGUCGAUAAAGCAGUGAAGACUCUGCUGGAGCUGAAGGGUCAGUAUAAGGCCCUCACAGGGGAAGAGUACAAGCCUGUGACCACUCCUGGAAAUUCUGGAGGAGAAGACAAGAGCCGCAAAGAGCGGGAGAACAAGUCUGAGAAGCAAGGAGGAGGUGGUGGAGGUGGAGGAGGACGCAAGCAGCAGAAAGGAGGAGAGAAACCUCAACAAGGUCAAGACUCUGGAGCCGGUGGAGCAGGAGAGGGUCAGGGGCCAAAGAAACAGACACGGUUAGGACUGGAGGCAAAGAAAGAGGAGAACCUGGCUGAUUGGUACUCACAGGUGAUCACGAAGGCUGAGAUGAUCGAGUACUACGAUGUCAGCGGCUGUUACGUGUUGAGGCCCUGGUCUUAUUCUAUCUGGGACGCCAUCAAAGAAUUCUUUGACCGAGAGAUCAAGAAGCUGGGUGUGGAGAACUGCUACUUCCCCAUGUUUGUGUCUCAGGCUGCGUUGGAGAAAGAGAAAACGCACAUUGCAGAUUUUGCACCCGAGGUUGCUUGGGUGACGAGAUCAGGGAAGACAGAGCUGGCGGAGCCCAUCGCUGUGCGUCCCACUAGCGAAACCGUGAUGUAUCCUGCUUACGCCAAGUGGGUUCAGUCACACAGAGACCUGCCAAUCAAACUCAACCAGUGGUGCAACGUCGUGCGUUGGGAGUUCAAGCAUCCGCAGCCCUUCCUCAGGACCCGAGAGUUCCUUUGGCAGGAGGGCCACACAGCGUUCGCCACUAAAGAGGAAGCUACAGAGGAGGUGUUGCAAAUUCUGGAUCUGUAUGCUCGGGUGUACGAGGAGCUGAUGGCCAUCCCUGUGGUUAAAGGCAGGAAAACAGAGAAAGAGAAGUUUGCAGGAGGAGACUACACCACCACUGUGGAGGCUUUUAUCUCAGCAAGCGGCAGAGCUAUUCAGGGUGCCACGUCUCAUCACCUGGGCCAGAACUUCUCCAGGAUGUUUGAAAUCGUUUUUGAAGACCCCAAGACACCAGGCGAGAAGCAGCUGGCCUAUCAGAACUCCUGGGGAAUCACCACACGCACCAUAGGAGUCCUGACGAUGGUUCAUGGAGACAACAUGGGCCUGGUGCUGCCACCCAGAGUAGCAUGUCUGCAGGUCAUCAUCAUACCUUGUGGCAUCACAGCCACUUUGCCUGAAGCGGAAAAGGACCUUCUGUUGGCCCAGUGCUCUAAAUAUCUUUCCAGACUUCAGAAGGCUGACAUCAGGGUUAAGGCUGAUCUGCGGGACAACUAUUCACCUGGAUGGAAGUUCAAUCACUGGGAGCUGAAAGGCGUGCCAAUACGGUUCGAGGUCGGCCCAAAGGACUUGAAGCAGGGCCAGUUUGUAGCCGUAAGAAGAGACACAGGAGAGAAGAUCACUGUGAAAGAGGCUGACGCAGAGAAGAAAAUCCCAAACCUUCUGGAGGAGAUCCAGAAUAACCUCUUUAAACGGGCCUCUGAUGAUUUGAACAAACACAUGGUUGUGGCUGACACAAUGGAACAAUUCCAGAAAGAUCUGGACCAAGGGAGAAUCGUUCAGAUUCCCUUCUGUGGAGGCAUUGAAUGUGAGGACUGGAUAAAGAAGACCACCGCCAAGGAUCAAGACCUGGAGCCUGGUGCUCCUUCGAUGGGAGCCAAGAGUCUGUGUAUUCCCUUCAAGCCGUUGAAGAAUCUCCUGGCCGGUCAGAUGUGCGUAUGCGGCAAAGAGCCCGCUCAAUACUACACGCUGUUCGGUCGCAGUUACUAAGCCCACGUCCUCAAACUUAUCAUUAAAUGCACUUGCAGGAUAACUCUAAGACCUCUUUCAUCAUCUCUAGCCACUCAAAAUACUGCUUUUUAAUAUAUUUUAGAGGAAUCCCCUCUAUUUUUCUGGCCACAGGUUUACUAGCUGACAGGUAUGUAGGUCUUGGGCUGCAUUUAGAUGUUUUAUGCAGCCGUGCUAAACCUUUGCACAUCUUUGUCCUAAAUAAAUGUCUGACCGUUGUAAUAAACUAAACAUUAUCUGUAAUAAAGGGAUUCUUCAUUUCUAUUA
Molecule: messenger RNA, 5436 nt
Organism: Danio aesculapii
Lineage: Eukaryota; Metazoa; Chordata; Actinopteri; Cypriniformes; Danionidae
Gene: eprs1
Product: glutamyl-prolyl-tRNA synthetase 1
Exons: 34
Coding region: 103-5151 (1682 amino acids)
Biological process (GO): prolyl-tRNA aminoacylation; translation; glutamyl-tRNA aminoacylation
Cellular component (GO): aminoacyl-tRNA synthetase multienzyme complex; cytoplasm
Molecular function (GO): ATP binding; proline-tRNA ligase activity; glutamate-tRNA ligase activity
Source: RefSeq, a predicted model, not a curated record